AUGGGCCCGCGCAACGAGGCUGAGGAUGCUGAGCUCGGCUUGCUUGCCAACGAGGAAAUCUCAAGAUCGAAUUUCGAUGACCCCGAAACCAAUCAUUCCGUUAAAGAGGUGACCUCUAGCUCCAGCGAGCCCGAGUACCAGACGCCUGCGACACUGAAGUUUAUCUGGCUCGGAGCUUAUUUUCUUUUCAGCAUGUUAUUGACGAUGUACAACAAGCUGAUUCUGGGCAAGUUCAAUUUCCCCUGGCUCCUCACCUGCAUGCAUACCACGUUCGCGUCCGUCGGCACCUUCGUCAUGUUGAAACUCGGCUACUUCCAAUUAUCGCAACAACUUGGCCGGCGUGAACACCUCAUUUUGGUUCUAUAUUCGGUGUUGUUUACUGGCAACAUUGCCAUGUCCAACCUUUCCUUGUCCCUCGUGAGCUUGGCUUUCUUCCAGAUUAUUCGUAAUACCGUUCCUAUCUUCACCGUCCUCAUUUACCGUCUCCGGUUUUCUCGCCUUUAUUCUCUGGCGACGUACUUGUCGCUCUUCCCGAUCAUCGUUGGGGCUGGAAUGACUACGGUCGGAGAGUAUCAUUACUCGGCCCUGGGGUUGUUUCUUUCGAUUUUCGGAGUGAUGUUGGCAGCUGUGAAGACGGUCACCACCAAUCGCCUCAUGACUGGAUCAUUAGCGCUCCCUUCGAUGGAACUAUUAUUUCGGAUGUCGCCCCUCGCUGCGCUUCAAUCUUUUUGCUUCGCAAUAUUCGCUGGAGAGCUCCCCGGGUUUACUCGGGCGAUUUCUCAUCGCGCUACGACUGAAUCGAGGGCGGCUGCGGCCUCGACCCUUGUCUUCCUCCUCGGCAAUGGUCUUCUUGCAUUUUUUCUGAACGUGUCAUCUUUCCAGACCAACAAGCUAGCGGGUGCUCUCACCAUCUCGGUGUGUGGGAACCUGAAGCAGGCCCUCACCCUCGCGAUCGGGAUCUUUGUCUUUGGGGAUUUUACCGUCAACCUUUUGAACGGGGCUGGCAUAGUUCUUGUGUUGGCGGGAUGUGCGCUAUUCAGUAAAACGGAGUUAGAUUCCAAGAAAAGAGCAGCCUUUGCAUAG
Penicillium alfredii is the source of this 1083-nucleotide messenger RNA. Its product is annotated as Drug/metabolite transporter. Bases 1 to 1083 code for a protein of 360 amino acids. The record is from RefSeq and is a predicted model, not a curated record. The transcript has 4 exons. Gene Ontology annotation, molecular function: antiporter activity. Gene Ontology annotation, cellular component: Golgi apparatus. NCBI's taxonomy places the organism in Eukaryota, Fungi, Ascomycota, Eurotiomycetes, Eurotiales, Aspergillaceae.